AUGGGAAUGUGGGAGGAAGCGAGUGACCCAGUGAUGGGGAAGAAGGAUAAAAAUGAGGAGCGGAAGGAGAGAAUCCUGAAUCUCACACUGGAGAUUAUCUAUCUGCUGACUGGAGAGGGCUACGUCAUCCCUAAGAAGAAGAGCCCAACUGUGGGUUUGGGGGCCCUGCAUGCCCCUGGCUCCGUCAUACAGAAGGAAAAUGACAAGAAGAUCCUGGAACUCAUCUCCAACAUCAUCCAGCUGCUGACUGGAGAGGUUGCCAUAAGGUGUGAGGAUGUUUCCAUCUAUUUUUCCUUGGAGGAGUGGGAGUAUAUAAAAGGAAACAAGGCCCUUUACAGGGAAGGGAUAAAGGAGGAGGAGGAGCCCCAGCAGCUCCGCCCACUGGCAGCCUGUGAGUAUAAAGAUGGGAGCGAUGUUACAGCACAUACGGAAGCAACUUUAUGUUGUAAUAAUGAUGGGAAUCUCACAAACCCUGAUGUUUCUCCAGCGGAACAGCCCCCACCGGCCAAUGGGAUUAAAGAGGAGGCGGCUUCAUGGGAAGGGGGAAACCAAUCAGAUUGCAGCAUUAAUCCCCUUACAGAACAGAUACAGGGAACAAAUACUCCUAUCAUGGGGAGCAGCCUGAAUACCUUACAAAUGAUGGAUGAUACUGAUGAUGAAAAUUCCCACCAAUCUCCACAUAAAUCUCACAUAACAGAAAAUACAUUACGUAGGAAAUACAGCUGCAAUGAGUGUCAGAUACACUUUAGUAAUAAGAGAGACUUUGAUAAACACCAGAGAACUCACAAAAGAGAGAAACCAUUUUCUUGUUCUGAAUGUGGGGAAUAUUUUUCAGCCCAAUCCCACCUUAAAACGCAUCAAAGAACCCACACAGGGGAGAAACCAUUUUCAUGUUGUGAAUGUGGGGAAUGUUUUUCACAGCAAUCUGACCUGAAAAUUCAUUAUAGAACCCACACAAGGAAGAAACCAUUAUCAUGUUCAGAAUGUGGGAAAUGUUUUUCCUAUCGAUCUAAACUUAAUCGGCAUCAAAGGACUCACACAGGGGAGAAACCAUUUUCAUGUUCUGAGUGUGGAAAAUGUUUUUCACAGCAAUCCAACCUGACAAUUCAUUAUAGAUCCCACACAGGGGAGAAAUCAUUAUCAUGUUCUGAAUGUGGGAAAUGUUUUUCCUAUCGAUCUAAACUUAAUCGUCAUCAAAAGACUCACACAGGAGAAACCAUUUUGAUGUUGUGAAUGUGGCAAAUGUUUUUAAGACCACCCAAACCUGAAAAUUCCUUAUAGAACUCACACAGGGGAGAGACUUUUUUUUUUGUCCUGAACAUGGGAAAUGUUUUUCAACAAAAUCCCAUAUAUAUCGUCAUCAAAGAACUUGCACAGGGGAGAAGCAAUUUUAUUGUUUUAAAUGAGGAAAAUGAUUUGCAUUGAACUGUAGUAUAAAAAUACUUUCACAAUGACAAAAAACGUAAAUUUGUGUAGGGGAUCAGAGAACUCUUUCCUGUUUCUCUCUCUGUGACAUCAUCCAGCCCAGCUACAGACGGGGGAGGAACCCGAUUGGCUGGAUGCCCCAGUGCACUGUUGGGAGAGAGGAGGUGCCUAGGUUUGGAAUCAGGGGCGGGCCCAGCAGCUUAUAAAGGGGCCGGAGUUGAGACAGAGAGACCAACCAGUAAGCAGUGAGUGUGUAAAGGCUGAAGGGAACUCUGCUGAGUGCCAGCCUGUAAAGAGAGAUCCGCUACACUGCUGUUAGAUGCCUUUACUCCCUGCGGAUCCCCCGUGAGUGACCCAUAUGAGGAUAAAGGUAUAGAGUCUCCGUGUGUGGCCCCUGGGGGAGGGCAGGUGUUUCUCGGGGCUACAUGGGAGCAACUGCCUAUUCCAAAGGGAGAGGUACUUUGGGGCAGGUAGCGCUACCUGGGGGAACUCUGGGGAAGGGACUGAACUGGGAAAGGGUAUUUCCUCCAGGAGGGGAGUGUGGGACUGAGCCCCCAGAGAGACUGAGCCAGUAGUGGCUAAACCCAUCCCGGUUUCCCAAAGCAGGGUUAUUACUGUUUGCCUGUUAUAAUUAUUUUACCUUUACACCCAGUUAUAUAAAGUUGAUAUUUGCUACAAA
Molecule: messenger RNA, 2104 nt
Organism: Xenopus tropicalis (tropical clawed frog)
Lineage: Eukaryota; Metazoa; Chordata; Amphibia; Anura; Pipidae
Product: oocyte zinc finger protein XlCOF7.1-like
Exons: 4
Coding region: 1-1233 (410 amino acids)
Biological process (GO): regulation of DNA-templated transcription
Cellular component (GO): nucleus
Source: RefSeq, a predicted model, not a curated record